This is a messenger RNA of Saccostrea echinata, 1961 nucleotides long. RefSeq lists its product as uncharacterized. Bases 32 to 1117 code for a protein of 361 amino acids. NCBI's taxonomy places the organism in Eukaryota, Metazoa, Mollusca, Bivalvia, Ostreida, Ostreidae. Gene Ontology annotation, molecular function: GTP binding. The record is from RefSeq and is a predicted model, not a curated record. The transcript is spliced from 7 exons.
GUUUUCUCAGAAGAAAACUUGUUCAUGUAGAAUGGCCGCAGAAGUAAACACCGAUAUCGUUGAAACCAAUUUUUCAAGUACAUCAUUUAUAGAGACGACAGGUGAUGAUUACACAAGAGAACUUAUGUCGAAUGCAGAGGAACAAAAGCAAGCGGCCCUUGAAGCGUUAAAAAAUCGCAUCGGAAGAAGGAAAGAGACACCAUUGACAGUAGCUGUAAUUGGGGCACCCGGAGUAGGAAAAUCUUCCUUCCUCAACACAAUGAUCACCAGCAUAACUGGAGAAUACAGAGAGUGGGCCAGGACAGGAGAUUCUGGUGGAACUGGAAAACCAAUCACUUAUCGUCUACAAUGGCUACCUGUGACAAAGUAUGCAAGCAUUGUCGACGAUAACACCCUGGAAUAUAAUUUUCCAAACUUCUUGGAUAUAGCAGGAUUUGAAGAUACUGAUGAUGAAAUGACACAUGAGCUUCUAAAUCUCAUAUUCUAUGGGAGAAUUCCAUAUAACAUACCACUCUUUAAGGUUGCAGAAGAUAUCAGAAAGUAUGGACGGAUGUACACUGAUGCGAAGUAUCCAGUUACCCCAGAAAGUAAGAAGAUCGACAGGAUAAUUUUCAUUGCUUCAGCAACAAAUCCUAAUUUACCGACACAACUCAUGAAAGCUGUAUCUUCAGUACAGUGGAGAAAAAGAGAUAUUCCACUAUUUGGUGUAUUGACAAACAAAGAUAGAAGGACCGAAAAUGAAGAAGAUUUUGAUCAGUUUGAGACUAAGUUCAAAACAACGCUCGGGCUGUCUCAUUUACAUUAUUUUCUUUGCACGAAUUACUGUGAUGAUAAUAUAGAAGAAAUUCGAUCAGGGACAGCGAAGAACAAUCCAGAGUUAGACGUUCCUAUGCUGAAAUUCUUGAAACAGGUUCUAGAUCCAGUACUGGAGAAUGUUGACAUUCAUAAGGAGGUUGGAAUAACAUGGCAGAAUACAGUGGAAUGGUUGCACACGCUGUGGGCUGCAUUACAGAACACAAAUAGACAGCAGUUUACCAUCAUCGUAGUUAUUUCACUUGUUUUGGUCGUUCUGACUUUGUUAUUAGUCCCCUCCGGUUUCACCGGUAGGGAACUAUAGGUUUCUUCUGAGUCUGUCCGUCCGUCUGUCUGUCCCUCUGUCUGUCCGUCCGUCUGUCUGUCCUUCCCUCUGUCUGCCCGUCCCUCUGUCUGUCUGUCAGUCUGUCCUACUUGGUUUUCCGCACUUUUUUUCUAAACGCUUGCAGAUAUUGAGCUGAUGUUUGGUAUGUGAGUGUAUCUUGAUGAGUUACAGAUCAAGUUUGCAUUUCGCUCCGCUUCAUUGAUUUUUCUAAUUUGCCCCUUUUCAUUGCAACUGACUCAUUUUAUUAGAAUCGUUAUUAUAAUACAUAUUUCAUCUUCCGUUUCCAAUAGCAGUUUGAUUUUAAUCAAAAUAAUGUACAUUUUACCUUAGUUUCUUCUUCUAGGCUAAUUUUAUGUUCAAUGUAUGUAAAAAGGUUUAUAUUAACAAGUGACCUCUUAAAUCAAAUUAUACAUGAAGGAGUAAAUGGAUACUGAAAUGCGAAGGGCUCAUGGCUGGAGUUACUGAUCGCCGAGGAGGUGCUAACAUCUCUUUGAUGUUUAAUUCCGCUACUCUGUGUUUCAAGAGAUCCGUGUUUGUUCUGCUCUUAUUUUAAAUUGUUUUUUUUUAAAUUCUGAACUUGAUCACCGUUCGUUUUCUUUAAAUUUCUUCUUUAGUGUUCUAAUUAAUUAAUAGCAGGGAAAAUAUCAGAAUUGAUUAUAAGAUUUGAAAACUUAAUGAAUUAAUGAAUAUUGUUCUGUAUCCAUAAGUUGGAUUUUUAUCGAAAUUAAGGUAGGAAAAAUAACAUUCUAGUUACAUGUGUUUGAUCGAAGAUUGUUUUUGCCAUUUAUUUUUAUUAUGCUUUUUAAACAUUCCAUAAUGAAUA